Molecule: messenger RNA, 549 nt
Organism: Dentiscutata heterogama
Lineage: Eukaryota; Fungi; Glomeromycota; Glomeromycetes; Diversisporales; Gigasporaceae
Source: the annotation of a GenBank genome assembly
UUUAUACGUGAUAAUGUUCCAUUUCUUCGCGCAAAAACAAAGAGGUUAUUGAAAAAUAAGGAAAAUCUUUUUGAUAAAAUAAAUAAAAUUAUCAAAGAAAGAAGAAUUGAAAUUGAGAAUACACCAUUAGAUCAAUCACUUCGUCAUGAUUUUUUAACGUCACAUAUGACCGCAAAUACUCCACGUGAUAUAAACAUUAUUAAACAUAGUAAAGAUGUAGAUAUUUUGAGACCAAUGAACGAUGAAGAGAUUUUUGCUAAUAUAUUUGAGGCAAUUAUAACAGGAACUGAAAGUACGGCAAAUACGGUUUGCUUUAUCAUAUAUUAUCUCGAACAUAAUCCUGAAGUAAAAAAACGAUUACGGCAAGAAUUCGAUAAAGUUUUUGGAACUUACUUAACAAAACCUGUAACAUAUAAAGAUCUUGAAGAAUUACAAUAUUGCGAAGCAGUUAUUAAAGAAGUAAAUCGUCAUUGUCCUCAAUCUUCUAUUAUUGGUCGCGUAAACUCUGAAAGUGAUAAAGUCGGAGGAUACGAAUCGCCAAAAGGAACU